UCUGAAAUGUAGAAAAUGAAACAAAAUCCAAAUAUAAUUGACUGGGGAGUAGGUUUCAACGGCCAAUUGAACAGACGGUGUCAACCCGCAGUCUAUCUCUGACAAAUGGUCCUGUCUGGGAAAGAUUUCUAACAUGGGGGUUACCGAGUUUCUGCCUGGUGUUCCAGACUACAGCACGGCACAUGAACCAGUUGGAGAUUUGUUUCAACUUGUAACGUCCAGGUCAGACUGGGUACCAAUGAAGCUGAGCGAGGCCCAGAUAGACCAGUUUUGGAGAGAUGGUUUCCUGCUUAACAUUCCUGUCCUUUCACAUGAGCAGUGUGACAAAGUCCUGGAUGACUACAAGUAUUUCUUGGGUCAGGAGUCCCAUCCUGGGAUGAAGAUGCUGUAUGAAUACCAUAGCAACCAGAGUGGUGACCCUAACAAUGUCCUCAUGCACGCUCUGGGACACUGGAGGCUUACCAAGCAUUUCCAUGACCUCAUUUACCUACCACAGGUGGUGGUUCCAUCGUCCCAGCUUCUAGAGCAGGGCAGAAUGUCUUCUGUUCGAUUCUGGCAUGACCAAUUGUUUGCGAAGCCACCCAAGCAUGGAGGAAAUGUAGCCUGGCACCAGGAUUACUCCUACUGGACCAGAACAGCACCCAUGGCUCAUCUCACUGUUCAUAUUGCCUUGGAUGACCAGACGGAGGAAAAUGGAGCAUUGAAGUACAUACCUGGAUCCCAUAGAUGGACCAGAGACGGAGGCAAGCCAUUACCAGUGACAGACUUCAACUUUAAAGACAUGGAAUCAAUAAAGACCAUUUUAACAGAAGAAGAAAAAGCCAGCUUCAAGCCAGUAUGCGGGAUGUUAAAGAAAGGGGAAGCUAGCUUUCACCACCCUCUAGCUGUCCAUGGUUCAUAUGGUAACAGGUCAGACAGCUCGAGAAGAGCAGCGGUGCUGAACUAUUUCAAGGACGGGGUCUGUUCCAAUACAGAUGAGGAAAUUCUCAGUGAUAUACGCAUACCAAAGGGUGAAAAGAUGGAAGGGCAGUUCUUUCCCCUGGUGUUUGAUCCAGUGUGUAUGGAACAGUAGAGAGUAUAAUGUUGGCUCCUCCCUGUUGUGUUCAAAAGGGACAAUUGUUUUAAUGUUACUUUGUUUGUUUUCAUGUUAAAAACUGUUAUAUCUUUUGUAAUUUGGUUAAUCGUUCGCAACCACUGUACUUCAGUCUAUUACACUUUGUAAAUACCGUGGGACAAUUGACUAACAAGAUCUCGUUUUAAUGAAUAUGCAUGAGGCAGGGGAGGCAACUCUUCUUUCUAUGAAUUUGCACAGUUAAAUACUCUUCAAUAGCCCUGUAUUGUCAGGUUUCUCCGCAGGCGAGUGGUCUGGGCUGCUGUUAAAGGAAUUGAAGUGAAAGCAUAGACCAAGUUCAAAUUCAGCUUUCACCACUCUGCUUUUUCUACGGAAAAAUUUUAGUACAAGUGCUUGUGCAUAUUUCCACAUUUGAAUAUUGCGGAACCGAUAAAAUUGCCUCAUAAAUUAUUCAUGAUUAAGAGAUUUGUCAUUUCAAAAGAGCAUUAUUAUUAACAAAUUGUGAUUUUCAUAACAGCAUUAUGAAUUAUAAAUUGUGAUUUUCCUAACAAAAUCAUAAACAAUGAAUUGUGAUUCAUUGUGAUUUUCAUAAUAGAAUUAUACAUAAUAAACUGUGUCUAACGAAUAAUAAAUUGUGAUAUUCAUAACAGCAUCACGAAUAAUAAAUUGUGAUAUUCAUAACAGCAUUAUGAAUAAUAAAUUGUGAUAUUCAUAACAGCAUUAUGAAUAAUGAAUUGUGUUUUUCAUUACAAUGCUAUGAAUUAUAAAUUGUGGUUUCCAUAACAGCAUAAGCUCUGGAGUAUAUCAUACAUAGACACUGAUGAUGAUAGUAUAAGUUUUUGGUCUCUUUUAUUUGUGACUGUAAUCUACAGAAAUCUGAAUAUAUAAAUAAACUCUACAACUCAAAAAACACCAGAAAUAUUUAACAUGGUAUUGGUGUUGACAUGUAUUUUGACAUUUAUUUACAAGAGUCAUAAAGAAGCAGCAUAUAGGUUACAACACUUGACAGAUGCAUUUGUUUAAUGCAUUAUAAUGUUUAACUCAUUUAGCACUAAUGAUAACAACAAAAAAACAACAUUAUAUUGGUAAAGAUAAAGAAUAGAUACCGGUAUGUUGGCGCAUUUUUUAUUGAAAACCCCAUUUUGUUUUAAAUGUUCACAAAUCAUGUGUUUUUUGGUGCUUUUUUAAUGUUAGUUGUAGUAAAUUCUUGUCUUUGAAC
Molecule: messenger RNA, 2291 nt
Organism: Mya arenaria
Lineage: Eukaryota; Metazoa; Mollusca; Bivalvia; Myida; Myidae
Product: phytanoyl-CoA dioxygenase domain-containing protein 1 homolog
Exons: 11
Coding region: 134-1072 (312 amino acids)
Source: RefSeq, a predicted model, not a curated record